GCAACCGUAUAUACAUUAUCAUAACCAAACUUGACGUCUAAGCAACCGUAUAUCUGUCUUCCUCUAUCUUUUAUUUCUUCUUUUUUAUACCCUUUUAUCAAAUUCUCUCUCUUUCUCGCCCUUUCUCUCUCAGCGCAAGAAUCUCCACUGAAGUGGUAACCCUAUCGACUGCAGAAGCGAGAAAAGUCUCCUAACUUCAAGAUACCAGAAAAGCGUCUGUUUGGUUUUGAUUCUUUUGUACGGGAAAAUGAACAGAGAAAAUAGCUAGAAAAUCGAGUGUGUGUGAUGGGCAUAAAGCAAAGCUAGAGAAAUGACAUGGUGCAAUAAUAACUCAGUUGAUGAAAGAGCCAUUCAAUUAAUCACAGCAAACCCAAAAGAAAAUACUGUUAUUGAUACCAAAAUCGAUGAACUUCGGACCUUAACUUGCCCUUCUUGUGGCCAUAAUAUCCAGUUACAAGAUCAGGGCGGUGGCAUAAUUCAUGAUUUACCAGCACUACCAGCAGGAGUAAGGUUUGAUCCAAGCGACCAAGAAAUACUUGAGCAUUUAGAGGCGAAGGUAUUGUCUGAUAUGCGUAAAUUACACCCUCUAAUCGACGAAUUCAUCCCAACAAUAGAAGGAGAGAAUGGGAUUUGCUAUACUCAUCCAGAGAAGCUACCAGGAGUAAGCAGUGAUGGCCAAAUCCGACACUUUUUUCAUCGGCCGUCGAAGGCGUACACAACUGGAACUAGAAAACGCAGAAAAGUGCAUACUGAUGAAGAUGGAAGCGAGACUAGAUGGCACAAAACAGGCAAGACAAGGCCAGUUUUCAUCGGUGGAAGAGUGAAAGGAUUCAAAAAGAUUUUAGUACUUUACACAAACUAUGGAAGGCAAAAGAAACCUGAAAAAACAAACUGGGUUAUGCACCAAUACCAUCUCGGCAACAACGAAGAAGAGAAAGAUGGAGAGCUUGUGGUCUCAAAGGUUUUUUAUCAAACACAACCUAGACAAUGUGGUUCCACCAUUAAAGAUUCACUCGACCAAAACUUGAAAAAUCGAAAUACCCAUGAAAACACUUCAAUAUCUAGGAACCCAGCUCUUGUUGAUUACUAUAAUCCAGCAGCAUUCAUCUCUUAUGGUCAUGAAACUCAUAAUAGAGAAACCCCAGCUCAGUUGAUCCCUAAUAUGGUUGUUCAAGGUGAUGGAUCUUCUUUUAUUAGAUUUGCUGCAGAUACAAGCAAAGGGAAGCUUCAGAGAAGAUAGAGAUUCUGGUGGCUAGAGAGCAACAAUGACAAGUACUAUUUUCACUAUAAGAAAAUAAAAAAACAGCCAUAAAAUUUAUCCACGAAAAUAUAGAUAAAUAAAGUAAAUUUCGACCAUUUAAAAUAUCGAUAACUAAUUAUUUAUUGACGAAAAUUUGUAACUAUGUUUUAGCUUUCUUGUAGUGUUUGGUGGUUGUUGCUGUUGUGGAGUAGCAGUCGUAUACAUCUAUAUUACAUGUAAUUUAUUGGUGUGAGAUUUUAGUUUAGUGAGCGAAAGAGGAUUGGAGAAUCCUUGUUUGGUUAAAAGAAAAAGAGAGGCAGCAAGUUUCUUUGGAAAAGCUUUUGGCCAUGAGACUGUUUUUAGUUGUUGUUAAUAAGUUGGGGAAAACAAGCUGGUGUUGCUGUUACAAGGGUGAGCUGUAUUUGAAGUAGAAAGUGUACAAAGAUAUAUAUAACUUUUUUUAUAAUCUUAGGUAGGGUUUUAGAUCAACCAUUACUUUCAUCCUUGUGUACAUUAUUUUGUUUGAACAAUGCAAGGUUCCAAUUUUCUCCCA
Molecule: messenger RNA, 1793 nt
Organism: Manihot esculenta (cassava)
Lineage: Eukaryota; Viridiplantae; Streptophyta; Magnoliopsida; Malpighiales; Euphorbiaceae
Product: NAC domain-containing protein 10
Exons: 4
Coding region: 311-1240 (309 amino acids)
Biological process (GO): regulation of DNA-templated transcription
Cellular component (GO): nucleus
Molecular function (GO): transcription cis-regulatory region binding; DNA-binding transcription factor activity
Source: RefSeq, a predicted model, not a curated record